AUGACUGACGGAGCCACAGUGUUCAAGGCGGCGGCUGAGGGGAAGGCUGACGCCAACCUCACCCACACACUGCUGCCCAUGAUGGUGGCCCAGGCCCGCCUGCUUCGGCGGCGGCUAUCCUGGUGCGUGACGGUGGUGGUGGUGAGCGACGACCCCGUCUUUCUCAGUGCCUUCGCAGAGGCGGCGGACAGCGGCCGCCUGAUGGUGUGGGAGACGAGGAUGCUGGUGGUCACCAGGGCGGCCAAGCCUCAGAUUAUGAAUCUGAUGAAGAAUUACUGGACCUUCUCCAUGAUGAAUACCAUGUUCCUCACGCCGACGUCAGAGUAUGGCGAUGAAAGAUGCCAGUUGUAUGCGCACUUGCCCUACACUUCUACCGGAGCUCAGGUGGUGCUAGCGGCCAGCUGGAGUGCAAGUCAUGGACUAGUGCAAAUCAGCGGACACACGAUAUUCCCGGAGAAAUACAAAAACUUUCAUGGAAUGAGCAUCAACGUGACUUGGUACCCUAUGGCACCUUAUUUCAUGGAGGUUAGAGAUCUGGACAACAAAACAAAUCAAGCGCCUCGUUAUGCUGGAAGGGAUUACAUAAUUCUUGAGGGGAUCGCAGAAGCUCUCAAUUUCUCGAUUAAUGUCCUUCCUUAUACUGAGUUAGAUAAGGUACUGACGCGCCUCGUCACUCGACAAGCUUAUAUACGUCCCUUCAGAGUAGCCAUAUUGCCACACUUAAUUGAGAUGUUUGACUUCACUAUGUUUAUUGAGCGAGCCACGCUGGCCUUCGGCAUGGCCAAGCCUACCCUCAAGCCCAGCUGGCAGAGCCUCUACUACCCGCUGCAGCCCGCGGUGUGGGGGUCCAUCAUGGCCUCCGUCCUCCUCGUCUUGUCUGUUCUCUUGGUGGUAAAGCCCAAAGGCGAAGAAAAGGGCCCCGAGGCGUGGCUGGUGGUGAAGCUGGUGGUGGGGACGCUGCUCGACGAGGCCAUCCCUGGAGAGCUGCCACGGCGAAGCUCGACGCGGGUGGUGUUGGCGGCGUGGCUCAUCUUCUCCUUCAUCGUGGGAACUGUUUACCGCAGCAACCUGACCGCCAGCCUCACCGUGCCCAAGUACCCGCCCCGCGCAGAGACCCUCGCUGACCUGGUCGACACCGGGGCGAAGUACUCGUCUAUUUCUGCUUACAGUAUAUUCAUAAAUCAUGUCAAGAGGAUUUGUUUUUUCUCUCCAAACAUCUUUUAUGUCAUCGAGAUCAAAAUGAAGCAAGCGUAG
Messenger RNA from Eriocheir sinensis (Chinese mitten crab), 1254 nucleotides. RefSeq names its product glutamate receptor ionotropic, delta-2-like. The transcript has 6 exons. The record is from RefSeq and is a predicted model, not a curated record. Bases 1 to 1254 code for a protein of 417 amino acids. Lineage: Eukaryota; Metazoa; Arthropoda; Malacostraca; Decapoda; Varunidae. Gene Ontology annotation, molecular function: ligand-gated monoatomic ion channel activity. Gene Ontology annotation, cellular component: membrane.